This is a messenger RNA of Mesitornis unicolor (brown roatelo), 955 nucleotides long. It is a transcript of the gene XRCC2, whose product is annotated as X-ray repair complementing defective repair in Chinese hamster cells 2. Gene Ontology annotation, biological process: DNA strand invasion; double-strand break repair via homologous recombination. Lineage: Eukaryota; Metazoa; Chordata; Aves; Mesitornithiformes; Mesitornithidae. Gene Ontology annotation, cellular component: centrosome; replication fork; Rad51B-Rad51C-Rad51D-XRCC2 complex. Gene Ontology annotation, molecular function: ATP binding; ATP-dependent DNA damage sensor activity; four-way junction DNA binding. The transcript is spliced from 3 exons. Bases 1 to 810 code for a protein of 269 amino acids. The record is from RefSeq and is a predicted model, not a curated record.
AUGUCAGCAGAGCUACUUGCACGACUUGAGGGCAGAAGUUGUCUGAAGAAUCUUGAACCUUCUUUGUUUGCUGAGGAAGGAUCUCCUGUUCAUGGAGAUGUCAUUGAAUUCCACGGUCCAGAAGGAACAGGAAAAACAGAAAUGCUUUAUCACCUCAUAGCCCGCUGCAUCAUUCCAAAAUCAGGAGGAGGACUGGAAGUAGAAGUGAUGUUCAUUGAUACCGACUACCACUUUGAUAUGCUUCGUCUGGUUACGAUUCUGGAGAACAGAUUGGCGCAAAGCACAGAAGAGAUGAUAAAGCAGUGCCUGGGAAGGCUUUUUCUUGUGAACUGCAGCAGCAGCACUCAGUUACUCCUCACUCUCUACUCUUUAGAAAACAUGUUUUGCUCUCACCCCUCCCUCUGCCUUCUGAUGGUAGAUAGCAUAUCAGCUUUUUAUUGGAUAGACAGGAGCAAUGGCGGGGAGAGUCUUAAUUUGCAGGAGAUAAAUCUGAAGAAAUGUGCUAACUUCCUUGAAAAGCUCGUGAGGGAGCAUCACUUGGCCCUCUUUGCAACAACACAGACACUUAUGCAGAAAUCCACAAACUCUGUCGAAAGCUUUUUUCCUUCAAAACUUCAGCAUGAAACCGAUACAGACUACAGACCUUAUCUUUGUAAAUCAUGGCAACAAAUGGUAACCCACAGGAUAUUCUUCUCGAAGCAAUGUAAUUCUGGCAGCGGCACAGGUUUUACAGUCACGUCUUGCCACCUCAAAAGAAGCCAUGCAGUAAAACGUUCGUUUAGUGUUGCAGAAUGUGGAGUUCAGUUUUAACUUCAGGUUGGUUUUUAAAUGUGUAGAAAAUCCUGGUGCUGAAGGCCUGAUUAGGUCUGAGUAGGUUUUAGUACCUUUUAAACUAGCUGGUUGUUGCUGGGUAGUUAAGAAUUUUUGUGACAGUCUUCUUAAAAUUUCGUGAAGG